This is a messenger RNA of Linnemannia hyalina, 915 nucleotides long. The record is from the annotation of a GenBank genome assembly. Lineage: Eukaryota; Fungi; Mortierellomycota; Mortierellomycetes; Mortierellales; Mortierellaceae.
AUGUUUUCAGAGUCAACAAUUCCAUGGGGCAUCAUCGCCGUCCCUGCCUUCAUCCUGGCCUUGCCGCGACUCUUGGCUGUCCUCCCUCAAAAGAUUCAAUUUGUGACCAAGUGUUGUGUCGUCCUCAUUGCAACCUUUAUCAUGUCGAUCGUCGGAUGCUUUGUCUCCAUCGUCUUUGCGCUUCUCAACAGAAGACAUGAGACCAACUUUGUGGUCGCCCGGAUCUUUUCCUUCAUCGCAUCUUAUCCCUGUGGUGUGACCUUCAAGAUUGUUGGAGAGGAGCAUCUGGAAAAGUACCCUGCCAUCGUUGUCUGCAACCACCAGAGUUCGAUGGAUAUGAUGAUUCUCGGACGAGUCUUCCCAAAGCACUGCGUUGUCAUGGCCAAGAAAGAGCUUCAAUACUUUCCUUUCCUCGGUAUCUUUAUGACCCUGAGCAAUGCAAUCUUUAUUGACCGCAAGAACCACAAGAAGGCCAUUGAAUCGACCACCCAAGCCGUUACCGACAUGAAGAAACACAACUCUGGCAUUUGGAUCUUCCCUGAAGGAACCCGCUCUCGUUUGGAAACGGCCGAUCUGUUGCCAUUCAAGAAGGGUGCUUUCCAUUUGGCGAUCCAAUCUCAGCAGCCCGUCAUGCCCAUCGUUGCCGCAGGAUACUCGCACAUCUACGACUCUGCCAACCGUUCGUUCCCUGGAGGAGAGCUGGAGAUCAGAGUUCUGGAACCUAUUCCCACCACUGGAAUGACUGCUGACGACGUCAACGAAUUGAUGGAGCGGACGCGCGCUGUCAUGCUCGAGAACUUGAAGAAGAUGGACCACUCUGUCGAGUCUCCCUCAGGUUCCACUGGAUCCACGACCGCUGUUUCAGAAGGCAAAACCGACGAAGGAUUGAAGCAGAGACGGGCAGCCAAGGAGUAA